UCAAAAAACCAAAACAAGUGUCAGAAACAAAACAAAAUUGCAAUAUUUGUUUUGCAAUGAUCUAAUUUCUUUUGAAAAUUGUUGUGUUUGUCCAUUAUUGUCCAGUUUAUUUUCUCUCCGCUUCAAUCAUGAAUAGUUUGCGAAAGCUGGUAUUUACCGUCGCCAGCAGGGGUCGAAAGCGGAUUUUCAACCAGUCUUACCGUAUGCGAUCCACUAAAGAGGUUUAUCCAGGACUAGAGAGUGUGGGACAUUCGAUUCCAAAAGGAAUCUUUGGACAACCUACUUGCCAUACCCACCCGCACCUCAUCAGGCCUGAGCAGUUGACCUGUGGCAUCACACAAGCUGAGUACAGGGAGCGGAGAGAAAUGCUGGUCAAUAAACUUGUGGCUGAAGUUGGAAAUGAGCACAAAACACAUAUUAUUGUAAUUCCGGGAGCUUGUAAACAGUACAUGUCUGACAAAAUUCCCUAUGUGUUCCGGCAAAACUCGGACUUUUUCUACCUGACAGGCUGCCUAGAACCUUCUGCUGUGCUGGUCAUGGUAAAACCUUCGCAAACUGAAGAGUUUAAGAGCAUCCUAUUCGUGCACGACAAGGACAGCCAUGCGGAGCUGUGGGAGGGACCCCGCACAGGCUGCAGUGCGGCCGCUCAUCUGUUUGCAGUCGAUGAGUCCUGGCCUGUGGAGGGCCUCGGCAACUUCCUCUUCAAGACAAUCUCCUCGUCAAAACCAGCGCUAGUCUGGUACCACCACGAGACUCCCGCCAACCCGGAGAUCCACCCCACUAUCAGAGAUGUCAUGAAAGAAAAUGACCAGGUAUUCAUAGGAGACCCGCAGCGCGCUUUGCAUUUUCUGAGGGUGAUCAAAUCUCCCGCCGAAAUCGAGCUGAUGAAGGAGACUUGCUACGUCGGCUCACAAAGCGUCAAUAUGGCCAUGGCUUGCACAAAGCCAGACGUGUCCGAGCACAUGAUAAAAGCAAUCCUGGAGUACUCGUCGAAGCAGGCGGGGGCGGAGCACCUCGCGUUCCCGCCCGUGGUGGCCGGCGGGCCGCGCGCCACACACAUACACUACGUGGCCAACAACCAACUGCUCAGACAUGACGAGAUGAUACUUGUGGACACCGGCAGUCAACGUUGGCUGUACAACUCGGACAUAUCACGCACUUGGCCCGUCUCCGGAAAGUUCUCCAAACACCACAGGAUACUGUACGAGUUGGUGCUAGCCGUUCAGAAACGCCUGAUCGAGAUACUAGGCGAACAUCGGCCGGCCCUCGACCAACUGUUCGACAGUAUGUGUCGCUUGCUCGGCACUCAGCUGCAGCAGGAAGGCAUCCUACCCAAGAACAUCGAUGGCCACGAGCUGCUUGGAAAAGCGUACCGGCUGUGUCCGCACCACGUGUCGCACUACCUGGGGCUGGACGUGCACGACGCGCCGCUCGUGCGACGCAACAUCCCCGUCAGCGCGAACAUGAUCGUCACCGUCGAACCUGGUAUCUACAUCAGACCGGACGAUGAAAGCGUCCCCCCAGAAUUCAGAGGGGUCGGGAUCCGAAUAGAAGAUGACGUGUUGAUCACAGACAACGAACCAUUUGUUUUGACGGAUGCAGCUGUUAAGGAAGUCAAUGAUAUAGAAUCUAUAGUAGGGAAACACUCGCUUUGAACGUACCAGGCGUCGUAUUGAACAGAAUAAGUAUGUUUUCUAUAGGUUUCUCAUGAAAACAGAUGUGUUUCUCGCUACUUUUCUAGUUAUUGGAUCCCAUGAGUACGCGUUCCUAUGGGCUCCUAUAUGUUUCUCACGGUUUCUCUAGAUAUUAGACCCGUUUCUAGCUUUUAAUUGAGUGUCGAAUCGAAAUAACGAUUUAGAAUUGAUUAUCGUACAAGUAACAUAUUUUAUAUAAAUUACAAAUCAACACGAAUACAGUUUUAUGAACCUACGACACAGACAAUACAUGUAAUCUAUUAUAUUUCACAUUAUGAUAUAUGAUGUGUAUGUAUAAUUAACUUCUCGAUAGUUAAUGCACAUACCUGUUCUUUUGUCACCUGUUAAAUGCAAUAAGAUCUCAUUGACGACAAUAUACCUCUUUGAAGACUUGAAACUUUUGUGAAAAACUUAUCAAUUCUAAGUUGUGUGCGUGCAGUGCGUUGCUAAGACUAUCCCUACUUGAGUGUUGCUUCGUAAGCAUGGUCAAGUUUGAAGAGGUGGAGUUCUAUAUUCCCUCCUCUUCAUAUAAAACAGAGUGAAAUAAAAUUUUGGUAGUAUUUUUAAAUGUAAGCUGUUAAAUGCGCAAAUUAGUUUUUCCUACUAUACUGCAGUUUGUUUAGAAAAUCAAUACUUAUUUUCAACAACUUUUACUGCCAUCAUGUAAAUUCGAUGUUUUAUUUUGUGAUAUCUAAUUUAAUAUAUUUCUUUCAUAAGUUGUACAGACAAUUUACUUCUUGAAUUGUAAAUAGAAUAGUAAUGUAAUCCUGAAUAAAGAAGUUGAAAGUUG
This is a messenger RNA of Plodia interpunctella (Indianmeal moth), 2484 nucleotides long. RefSeq names its product xaa-Pro aminopeptidase 3-like. NCBI's taxonomy places the organism in Eukaryota, Metazoa, Arthropoda, Insecta, Lepidoptera, Pyralidae. Gene Ontology annotation, molecular function: manganese ion binding; metalloaminopeptidase activity. Gene Ontology annotation, cellular component: mitochondrion. Gene Ontology annotation, biological process: proteolysis. The record is from RefSeq and is a predicted model, not a curated record. The coding region runs from base 129 to 1655 and encodes 508 amino acids. The transcript has 11 exons.